AAAAUAAUGAAAAAUCUGUUUAAUCCUCAAGCAUGACCGUUUAUUGCCAAUAGAAACGUGCACCUCGAGCUAAUCCAUAAAAACAUGUCGCAGCUUACCAAUCAAACCGCGCAUUUUUAUGGCCCUGGUUGAACAAAACAAACGUCGGCAACAUAAAUCAACAUACUUGAAAAAAAUCUAUAACGGGUAGCAAAACUAUUGUUCUUAAAAUAGUGUUUAAAGAUGGUUAUUCUGGCGAACAACUUGAACAAUAACCGGAAAUUAGUCUCCUUUCACGGCAACGCCAACGCCAACAACAACUGCUUGAAAAGGAAUCCUUCUUUUCUGAUUGACAACGAGGUCCACAGUACACUCAGCUACGGUGGAGUUUCUUCUCCGGUAGCUGGGAAAUCCUCGUUUCAAGUGCAGCACGACCGACUGAAGAGACCUCAAAGUGCUGUUCCGACGGGUAGAAAAAGCAGGUCCAGCUUCCAGGAUGAUCAAGUAUGUCUGGCGUGUUUUCACCGGGGCGACAAGAACGAGAACGCGAGCUGUGCUCGGGAGAGAUCGGCGCACAACAAAGCGAUGGAUCGAACUCUAGAACAGUACAACCUGUUCAGAAACAAAGUGUCAGAACAGCAGCAAGAUGAUAGAGACGCACAUAGACGCAAGAUGGAGAUUCUGAAUGCUAAUUUUAACAGAGGAGUGGCUCAAGCGCAGAAGCAGAUCCAGGCACAGAAACCACCAUACCAGAAGAUGUUUCUGCUGCAGCAGAGGCCCCACACAGCCCAAGUGUACAGAGGGGUGAGGGAGCAAUACAGGAGUGAUCUGAGACGACAGAUGAGCGGGGAGAGGAGACGGCGGGAGGGGGAGAGUGAACAGCAGUUCAGACUAGACGCCACUCAACAACAACAACUCAGACGACAGUUGUCUGCUCAGAGAAGGAAUCAAAACUCAAAUGACAUCGAGAAAAAGCAGAAAAUGAAAGAGAGUUUAGACUACCAGGUGCUGACUAAAAUUCCGCAGCUGCCUCUUGCGCCAGACAGACCAGCUGCCAUCUUCUGUCCGGAGGAGGAGUCGGAGACCAGCAAGCGACAGAAGGCGAAGAAGCUGGCAGAGGAGCAGUUGGAUUUGGCCAUUAUGAAGAGACAGAAUGAGUUGAUCGACGAACUCAUGAGCGAAUAUGAGCAGCAGAACAUGCUCAACAGAAACAAAACACAAUUGCGUGAGGAGCACGCGGCUAAGCAGUUACAACGCCAGAAAGUGCAGCAACAUCUGGACAUUGAGUGGCAGCAACAGAUGAUGAUCAAGCAGGCCAGAGACAAGGCAGAGACACUUCACCUACUUAGACCAGGUGGUUCGUGUUUGAUGGAUCAGUGUGCCCAUUAUCCGAAGUGUAGUAAGUGUUUUAAGAGGAUCAACAACAGAGGCAAGAGUAACAUCCUCAAGGACACCUCUGCGUACACGUCUGGAACCAGAUUCAUGAUAUGACAACACGUUAUGACAACAAACCCGACCGAAGAAAAUAACAUAUUGAGCUGCACGGAUUUUAAAUGAUAAUUAUUGAAAUAUUGAAUACUGAAUAAGAAAAUA
This is a messenger RNA of Symsagittifera roscoffensis, 1572 nucleotides long. RefSeq names its product coiled-coil domain-containing protein 81-like. Lineage: Eukaryota; Metazoa; Xenacoelomorpha; Acoela; Convolutidae. The record is from RefSeq and is a predicted model, not a curated record. Gene Ontology annotation, cellular component: centrosome. The coding region runs from base 223 to 1470 and encodes 415 amino acids. The transcript has 8 exons.